Molecule: messenger RNA, 1323 nt
Organism: Penicillium olsonii
Lineage: Eukaryota; Fungi; Ascomycota; Eurotiomycetes; Eurotiales; Aspergillaceae
Source: the annotation of a GenBank genome assembly
AUGGCGACAACCGGUCCCUCCCCUCGACGAACCGAAAUGGUCUCAAUCGCGCCUCUUCUCCAGCGCCUCGCCUACCCCGCCGCGGACGGUAUUCAAUUGAGCGCCCAGAAGAUUGCCGCUGUCAGCGCAGAAGAAAUUGCUUCUGCGUUCGCUCUGAUUUUCGAAGAUGGCCUAUCUCACAUCCAGGCAGCUGCGCUCCUGACGUUGCUGCACUCAACUGGCAAAGAUCGAGAGGCAGAUGUGAUUGCCAAAUGCUCCCAGUGUAUGCGUGAUGCUGCCUCUCAAGUACCGAAGGGUCCUCUGAAGAAAGUGCUCAAAGAUCGUGCACUCAAGGAAGGAAAUUAUGCGGGUGGGCUGUGCGAUAUUGUCGGAACUGGCGGAGACUCUCAUUCGACCUUCAACAUCUCUACAACCUCAUCAAUUGUUGCCUCACCUAUAUUGAUGACCGCCAAACAUGGCAACCGUGCCCAGACAUCUUUCUCUGGAUCUGCAGACGUGCUCAAUGCCAUCGUACCUAUACCACCAAAUCUCACUGCCAUCACCAACGAGAACUUACACGAGGUUUACGCCAAAACAAACUACUCUUUCCUAUUUGCUCCCAACUUCCACCAGGGAAUGGCGUACUCCAACCCUGUCCGGAAGGGUCUCGGCAUCAGAACCAUUUUCAACCUCAUGGGUCCAUUGGCAAACCCUGUAGACUGGGCUAUUGAAGCUCGUGUUGUUGGUGUUGCUUACCAGAGCCUUGGACCAGUGUUCGUGGAAGCCCUCAGACAAACAGGGGCAAAGAAAGUCCUAGUCGUUUGCGGCGAGGAAGACAUGGACGAGAUUAGCUGUGCUGGCAAGACAAACUGUUGGAGACUCUCCGAGUACCCGAACCCCGCCUACCAUGCGUCAGGCGCCCAUGGGGACGAAUCAAGUGACGAGGAGACAGAUAUCCCUCGCACUCUCGUCAAAAUGGAUAGCUUCCAACUCCACCCCUCAGACUUUGGAUUCUCCACCAACCCCCUCAGUGCUGUGGGAGGCCGAAAGAUGCCCAAGGAUAACGCUGCCAAGCUGAUGAGUAUUCUUCGAAAUGAGCUUCCACGGGACGACCCAAUUUUGGAGUUCGUGCUCAUGAACGUGGCCGGUCUGCUCGUUACCUCCGGCGUCUGCGAGUCCGACACUAGCAACAUGGGCCCAGGUGACGACGGUAAAGUCAUCACCGAGCGUGGUCCCGGUGGUGGUCGCUGGAAGGAAGGUGUGCGUCGCGCACGCUGGGCAAUUGAGAGUGGCCAAUCUCUGGACUGCUUGGAGAAGUUCAUCGAGGUCACCAACCUUCUAUGA